Molecule: messenger RNA, 2592 nt
Organism: Nyctereutes procyonoides (raccoon dog)
Lineage: Eukaryota; Metazoa; Chordata; Mammalia; Carnivora; Canidae
Gene: PHKG1
Product: phosphorylase kinase catalytic subunit gamma 1
Exons: 11
Coding region: 161-1324 (387 amino acids)
Biological process (GO): protein phosphorylation; glycogen biosynthetic process
Cellular component (GO): phosphorylase kinase complex
Molecular function (GO): ATP binding; phosphorylase kinase activity; calmodulin binding
Source: RefSeq, a predicted model, not a curated record
GCAGCAAAAUAUUCUGCUGUGGCCAAGAGUGUCUGCUGGGGACCUGCUUCAGCCCUUGGCCUGUCCCCUCUCAUCAAGGGGCUCUGAGGCCUUUGGGAUUCCUGCCACAUUCACUCAAGGGCCUGUGAGGAUCAAACAAGUUGCCCCCAAGUUGUGGAGCAUGACUCGGGACGAGGCACUGCCAGACUCGUACUCAGCACAGGGCUUCUAUGAAAACUAUGAGCCCAAGGAGAUCCUGGGCAGAGGAGUUAGCAGCGUCGUCAGGCGCUGCAUCCACAAGCCCACGUGCCAGGAGUAUGCUGUGAAGAUCAUUGACAUCACUGGCGGAGGCAGCUUCAGCUCUGCGGAGGUCCAGGAGCUGCGAGAGGCCACGCUGAAGGAGGUGGACAUCCUGCGCAAGGUCUCUGGGCUCCCCAACAUCAUACAGCUGAAGGACACUUAUGAGACCAACACUUUCUUCUUCCUGGUGUUUGAUCUGAUGAAGAGAGGGGAGCUCUUUGAUUAUCUCACUGAGAAGGUCACUCUGAGUGAGAAGGAAACCAGAAAGAUCAUGAGAGCCCUGCUGGAGGUUAUCCGCAACUUGCACAAACUCAACAUUGUGCAUCGGGAUCUGAAGCCUGAGAAUAUCCUCUUGGAUGAUGACAUGAACAUUAAGCUCACAGACUUUGGUUUUUCCUGCCAGCUGGAGCCAGGAGAGAAGCUGCGAGAGGUCUGUGGGACUCCCAGCUACCUGGCCCCUGAGAUCAUUGAGUGCUCCAUGAAUGAUGACCACCCAGGCUAUGGGAAGGAGGUGGACAUGUGGAGCACAGGGGUCAUCAUGUACACCCUGCUGGCCGGCUCCCCACCCUUUUGGCACCGGAAACAGAUGCUGAUGCUGAGGAUGAUCAUGAGUGGCAACUACCAGUUUGGCUCACCUGAAUGGGAUGACUAUUCAGACACUGUGAAGGAUUUGGUUUCCCGUUUCUUGGUGGUGAACCCCCAGGGCCGCUGUUCUGCAGAAGAGGCCUUAGCGCAUCCCUUCUUCCAGCAGUAUGUGGUGGAAGAAGUGCGUCACUUUAGCCCCCGGGGCAAGUUCAAGGUGAUUGCUCUAACAGUACUGGCUUCGGUGCGGAUCUAUUACCAGUACCGCCGGGUGAAGCCUGUGACCCGGGAGAUUGUCAUCCGUGACCCCUAUGCCCUCCGGCCUCUGCGCCGACUCAUUGAUGCCUACGCUUUCCGAAUCUAUGGCCACUGGGUGAAGAAGGGACAACAGCAAAACCGGGCUGCCCUUUUUGAGAACACACCCAAGGCUGUGCUCCUCUCCCUGGCUGAGGAAGAUUACUAAGGGGCUGGCAGCUUGAAGAGUCAAUAUUUCCAUGACCACAGGCCAUGACCUUUUAUUGAGGUGACCAUUACACUCCCCUGCCUCUAAGGACAAAGAAAAGCCCUGGUGAUGCUAGACACAAAGUCUCUCUGGGUGCUGAGAGCUGGCAAGAAAAGGCAGAAGUUGCCCUGGGCAUGUUGGCUUCUCAUGGCAAGUGCUGCUUAUUCUCCUUUCUGUACUCACAGGGCGCAGAGAGAGGGAUGGAGGUAGUACCAACACAAGCUCUGUGAGACCAGGGCCCAGACCCUCAGCCCCUAGCUGCCGGACUCCUCACCUGGUAUUGACCUGGGCCAGGUGAUUGGCAGAGCCAUCAGCUGUGUCAGUCCAGGAUGCCCCCUGGAGAACACGCAUGUCCUGGUCAGCAGAUGGAUACAGAGAUGCCGUCCACUCCCAUACGUUGCCCAUGAGGUCAUAGAGUCCUGAGCACAGCAGGUGGAUCAGCCCCAGGCUGGGCAGCCCUACCUCCAACCCCCCUGCUGCCUUGGGUAGCAAAGGCUUUGGGGAGCAAAUGCUCCCCUGGUAGUGUUUCCCUCUGCCUCAGCCUUCAGGCAGAAUGAUCACACCAACCAAUCUGUGAGUGUUGACAGCAACGAAUCUUACCAUAGUUAUUCUGUGGAGGGAAAGCAUUCACUGGGGAGACUCUGUGGAAGCCAUCUUCCGCCUUGUCACCCUUGGGGAACUUUCCCUGAGGAGGAGAAAUUUAAGCUAAAAUAUUUACCAAUCUGUUCCAAGGUGGGUGUUCCUGCCUGCCCAAGGGAAAACCAAGGUCAUACUGCAGCGUCAUCUCGGGUAGGAUGAAGGGCAUGAGGCGGUGCACUGAGGUGCCUGCCCUGAGCUCCCACACUAGGCUCCUGUCUUCCACCAUCACCUCCUGGCUGGAUUAGGAAAUGUGCCCACAGUGGUCUACGUCAAGCCCAUCCCACUCUCACUUUCUCUCAGCAGCCUCCACCCCUCCACCUUGAGCUUCCCGUACUUCAAGGACUUGGGAAGAAAGGCUCCUGCCAGCUCCUUUUGCUCAGCACCACCUGGCUUCUCCAGAAUGGUGAUGCCUGCCCUGUACUCUUCUACCACCGACAGGUUUAACGCUACCUCAUCUGCCCCGACUCUACCAUCCUCAUCUGUUUUUUACCUCCAAAAUGCUUGAAAAAAGGAACCUAUGUUUGCUGAAGCACUUUGUUCAAUUUGUUCAUUCUUCUCAUUAAAAUUGGGGUUCAGCUCCCCCUGCUCCA